AUGGAUUUCAACACCUCCCAGGCAGCAGUGCUGACGGAGUUCUUCCGCCAAGGAGACGUGGAGAAGAGCCGCGGCGAUCUGCCGCCCAUCAUCAUGGACCGAGAGAAGUGCUUCAUCCCCGACCUCGAGAUACAGUUUCUGCAGACCACGUGCAUCCCGCUUUUUGACACUUUAGCAAGAAUCAUACCCAAAGCGGGAACGUGUGUCAAGAUUAUUGAGAAUCACAUCGAAAGGUGGGAGGCGGCGAAACCUAUAUUUAGCGAGGUGCCGACUACAGCGGGUCUGUCAGUGCUUUUGAGUCCAGAAUUAGAUAAUCUGAUUGAGCUUAAUAUGAAAGAGAAAGAGAGAUUGCGUUUGGAGGCAGAGGCCGAAGGAAAUGCCGAAAACUAAACUAUUUAUAUUUAUUUUAGGCGCUACUAAAAAAAUUCUAGUUUGUUUUUUUGU
Molecule: messenger RNA, 444 nt
Organism: Ostrinia furnacalis (Asian corn borer)
Lineage: Eukaryota; Metazoa; Arthropoda; Insecta; Lepidoptera; Crambidae
Product: cGMP-dependent 3',5'-cyclic phosphodiesterase-like
Exons: 3
Coding region: 1-390 (129 amino acids)
Biological process (GO): signal transduction
Molecular function (GO): 3',5'-cyclic-nucleotide phosphodiesterase activity
Source: RefSeq, a predicted model, not a curated record